AUGUAAAAUUAAAAGAAUUAGAUUGGAAACUAAAAGUUAUUGAAGAAUCUUUUUGGGAAACGAGAAAUCAUAAUUGAAUCUUUGGAAUUUGAAGAACCACCUCUAGUUAAUUUGACUUAAAAAAUUAUAUAAAUUCUUUUUUAGAGCAAUUUGUGA
Molecule: messenger RNA, 156 nt
Organism: Paramecium sonneborni
Lineage: Eukaryota; Ciliophora; Oligohymenophorea; Peniculida; Parameciidae
Source: the annotation of a GenBank genome assembly